UGGGGAAGAAUAAACCUCAGUUAAAAGGGACUGGAACAUUUCUGAAACUGACUACUAAAACUGGCAGCUCUUUAACCAUCUUUGUGUUUUUGCAAGGACCCUACCCACACCAACCUCCUUACUGUUACUAUUUCCUGUGGCAGGGGAUACACAUAUGUACGUGUAUGCGAGUAAUUGAUCACCAAUGUUUUGUCGGAUCGUGUGCUGUCUUGUACCAGUCAUGUGGUUGGUUUCUGCCUUAGAUGAGAAUUGUCUAGGACUUCCCACAGUGGACAACAGCGUAUUUGUUGCAAAGGAGGUGGAAGGACAGAUUCUGGGGACUUACUUUUGUAUCAAGGGCUACCACCUGGUAGGAAAGAAAACCUUUCUUUGCAAUGCCUCUGAGGGAUGGAACAUGUCCACCACCGAGUGCCGCUUGGGCCACUGUCCUGACCCUGUGCUGGUGAAUGGUGAAAUUCAGUUCGUCAAGCCUGUGAAUAUAAGUGACAAAAUCACAUUUAAGUGCAAUGAUCACUACAUCCUCCGGGGUAGCAGUUGGAGCCAGUGCCAAGAAGACCACAGCUGGGCACCUCCCUUUCCCAUCUGCGUAAGCAAAGACCAUCGCCCUCCUGGAGAUACAGCCCAUGGAUAUUUUGAAGGAAGAAAUUCCACCUCAGGGUCUACCAGUUCGUCCUGUGAGGAAAGGUACCACCUAGAGGGCCUACAGAAGCAGCAGGACAUUGACGGGGACCAGGGCAGUAUACUUCCCUGUGAGAGGAUCCACAAACCAGGUUUACAGACUGGGUUUGAGAAGGCACUGGAGAGGAAGGAUCCUUGCAGUGCCAUAAAGAACUUUAUGAAAAGAUUAAAGGAAAGUGGUUCAACAAUUGAAGAAUUAAAAUAUUCUCUGGAGAUGCAAAAAGCUGAGUUGGAGGCAAAACUAUGGCAAUAUAAUAGCUGAGCAGGCUGGUAAUACAAAUACACCUAUGAAUAAAUUUUUCUCUUGGUUCUGAAA
Sciurus carolinensis (gray squirrel) is the source of this 994-nucleotide messenger RNA. It is a transcript of the gene C4bpb, whose product is annotated as complement component 4 binding protein beta. The coding region runs from base 185 to 940 and encodes 251 amino acids. Gene Ontology annotation, biological process: negative regulation of complement activation, classical pathway. The record is from RefSeq and is a predicted model, not a curated record. Lineage: Eukaryota; Metazoa; Chordata; Mammalia; Rodentia; Sciuridae. The transcript has 6 exons.